GUGACGCACGCGGCACACAGGAAACAUUUCGGCUCCGGUGGGGCUGUCUGGACCGCCCAGCCGACGCUCGGCUCGGAGUCGGACGUAGAAUGUAAACAGUAAACACUAAACACUACCAAGAAGUAAACACAGCCAGGGCGGCGUGUGUCAGAUCUCUGUGGUACUUCUUGUAUGAGUCGCAUCACUGAGAGAGUACUAGGUUUGCCUGAAAUGUACUUCAUGACAUGAGUGCAAAGAACAUAACAGACUAGAGAAGGUGGAGGUUAUAAUAGUGGAAGGCGGAAAACAUCGUAUGGAACCAUGGAGCUGUUCUAUUCAGUGUCCGAGAAACGCUCCCUCGAUGAUACUCAGCAAACCUCGCUAUACAGUGAUGGAGGUGCAUGUGCUGUCUCCUCCAAGAGUGUGGUGGCCUUCACACGAAUGACCACAAGGCAGGACAGCUACCGCCAUCGCAUUCCAAUAUGUACAGUGUGUGUUGCAGAUCUGAACUCUCCAAAUGAGCCUCAUGUAAUAAUGGAGUCAGUGAGCAAGGUGAUCUUCCUGACAUUCAGCAGUGAUGGCUCCCAGCUGCUGGUUGUGCUAAGCAUGGGUCGUGUCCAUCUCUACACCAAGGGGGCCGGCCUCCACCAGUGGACUUCAUCUCACACCUGUGACUGGGAUGGGGAAGACAUAUUACACAUCAACUUCUUCCAUGGAGGAAUCAGGGCAUGUGUCCAGUCGGGAGAUGUAAAUGUUCAUGCUUCAUACACAGAGAAGUUCAUAGCUCAGCCUCACAAACCAACACUGGUGGAUCAUGGACAGUGUGCAAUGAAUGGCUUUUUUGCUGUCUCAGCUUCAGGUUUGCUGCUAGUGUGUGUUUUAACACAUGAAGGUGCAAUCUUCACUGAAAAGAAAAUUGUGCUUGGAAAUACCCGAGACAACUUUUCUGUUGCCACUGCUGCUUUGGCUCCAACUGGACAUAUCCAUGUAGCCACCUGGAAGCCUGAAAUGAUCAAGUGUUGGCGAGCAGAACUCAAGGUGCUGGAUCAAGCCCGAGGAAGCAAAGGUGACAUCGCAGUAACCAUUCAGGCGGCCCAGUCAUUCUGCCCUGCCCUGUCCAAUACCACUUGGCACACAUCCACCAAGAGUGAAGGACUUGUGCAAGUAACCUGUCUACGCUACACUGAGCUGGAAGACCCCACCAGCCUGCUUGUGGCACUUACUGUGGAGAAGCCAGUCAAGGCCUCACCUACACAACAGUCCAGCACUCCUCCAACCUCAGGCACAGUAUCUCAUCUUGUACGGAGGUAUCAGCUUCAGGACCAGCAGCGUCCCUUACUGAAGCCCUUCAAACCCAUGGCUGACACAGUUGGAAUUGCUACAAAGGAAUGGUUUUGCAUGGGUGAAUGGGCAUCCAGUAGUCCAAUAGUGACUCUCAGCACUGCAACCAGACACCUCCUCCCAGGCUCAGCUGGUGCCCACCUCCCCUUCAUCAUUACUGCAGCCACAGCAGAUGCCUAUAUCUGUGCAAUAAACAGAGAUAACAUGCAGCAGUUAAGCAGCCACAACUUGCUGAACGUCAGAGGUGGGAAUGAAGAUGCUCCAGUAAGCAAACGUGUGGCAAGUGAGAGGCAGGUGGUCUCCCUCACUCACACCUGGAGUGGCCUGUCUCUUAUUGCCUUGGACUCGAUGGGCAGCCUACACUUUAUAACACUGAUCCGUCCUGCAGAUAUUGGUCCACAGUGGGCAAUAUCACUGAUUUUGCUGCUAGAGUUUGCAUUGGUCAGUGGCAGUGACUGGUGGGAUCUGUUAGUGUCCACACCACACACAUCCAUCCUCAUGCUGACUGAUAAACUGUCUGACACCUUCCAGCAGCACUCCACUCCCAUCUCACAGCAUCUCCACAUAAGAUUCCUUGUCAUGAAAACAUCCAUGCUGAGGCUCUUAGGUAGUCAGCAACAGAAAGCAAUAGAAUCCAGAAUACAAGUUCAGUUGACAGCCACACAGCAGCUCUUCAGAACUCUUCGGCCUGUGACCGGGGAUGUUGCCACCGCUGAGAAGAAUAUAAGUGUGUCCAUCCAGAAUUACUUGGAGAGUCGUGCAUCACUUGAUAUUCUUGACAUAGAGAAGUCUCUUGACCAGUUCUGCAGUUCAGUGAAUGUCAAAGACUGUCAGGUGGACCCAGGACAGCUGCAGAACCUUCAACCUCUCAUUCAGUUUGCAGCAGAUCUUGCAUUGUUUAUUCUCUUCAUGCUGGCACAAAAUAGCAAGUUUGAGUUGGCUCGGGAUGCAAAAAUAGUCCAGAGCUUACGAGAACUCCUAUUUGUUGCAAGACUGUGGUAUCGGCACAACAAAUUAGUUCUUCCUCAAAUGUUUCGCAAGACGCAGUCAGUAGAUGCUUGGGCUCAGAUUUAUAAACUGCUGACAAGAGUGGCUCAGAUUUUACCAGGAGAACCUGACUCUACCUUGAUAGAUGAGUGUGUGUUGCUGGAGACCCAAGUUAUGUGUCAGGAACUGCCACUGCAUGUUCCCCCAAGAGGUGUUUUGGCUGAUAUGGCAUCUUCAGCCUCAACACCAUUACAAUAUGAAUUUGCUAAUGGAGAGUCAAACAAUGUGAACACCUCUGGAGCUCAACCUCGCAUCUUGGAGGGAGCCCUGCCCCCCUUGCCAUUACUGGAUCCUCUUCAUUACCGUUACAUUGCUCCCCAGGAGCCAAAGUUCAACUGCACACGGUGCUGCAGUGUGAGAGCCAGCUGGUGGGGGGAUUCUGAAAGUGUGUGGGAUCAUCACUGGGCUUCAAAUUGCAUUUGCUCAGGACACUGGGCACAGCCACCAACCUCCCCUCCUAGAGCUGCUUGAACAUGCUCAGUCCUGCAUUAUUUCAAGUCUAAAUGUAACACAAAAGCUUGUUCAUUUAUUUAGAACCCUUAAGUAUUAUAUUACUAUUGAUUUUUCAUAAUACAUUUUAAGUCUAAAUGUAACACAAAAGCUUGUUCAUUUGUUUAGAACCCUUAAGUAUUAUAUUACUAUUGAUGUUUCAUAAUACAUUUUUUUUCCUAAAUAUUUGCUUCGUAUAAACAAAAAACAAAAGACCAAAGUAUAGAUUGUAAAGCUAAUGAAAUAUCAAGCUCCUAUAAAGCACUGCAGACCUGUUCCGUAUGUUUGUAUUAUAGCUAUGAAUUAUUUGUAAUAACAUUUAGGUUAAUUUGCUAAAAAGAAUCAAGAUACAGAGUGAAAUCUGAACUUUUUGAGAAAGUGAGCAAUAACUUUUUUUGCUUCUGUACAUACAAUUUUGAAAUUUUUUGUCACUUAAUUGUAGUAACCAUCAUGAUGUUAUAUGGUAAUAUUAUAAUUUCCUUGGAGAACCAAAGCAAAGCAUACUUUAUCAUGAAAUCACUGUUUGCUUUUUAUGGAUUUUGUGUAAAGAAUGCAAAGGAACAAGUUGCAACAAGAAAGUACAACAUUUGAUUCCAAGAAUUGACUGCCAAUUGACAUGCACUGUACUUUUGUACAUUUAUGAAUGUUAUGUCAGCACCAUUAGUAACAUUUUUCUUAGAUUUACAAUAUUUAAGAAUAAAGUACAUACAGAUCCCUAGACAAAACAAAUUUUUCCCUUAAGAAAUUAGGGGAAAACGAUUAAUCCAUUCCCAAGAAGAAAAGUUAUUGGUAAAUCAUACAGUACAUUGAUGAUGAUGUAUAAAAUUCAUUUAAACACUGCUUGAUAGUAAAAUACAUACUGUACUUGAUGGCUAAGAUGUACAGAUUUAUAAGACUUGCCCCAUUUCUACAGAGCCUAUUCAGAAAAAGGUUUUAUGUAUUUAAGUUUGUAAGGUUUCAAGCAAGCUAAAUGCUUGCUUGAACAAAAUACUAACAAUCACAAUAGUAAAAAUGUCAUACAUGAUUGGAGUAAUAAAACAGAGGUAGUGGCUUAGUCACAGAGACAAGGUGAAGAUGUCAACAGCUUUGUAAUGAAAAAGGAGUGUCAUACACUGUCAAAUAUGGUAAAUAAAAAAGCAAUAGAUGAAAGAAAUAAAAAUUCAACCUCACUUUACCUUGCUGAGAAAUCCACCAACCUGGUAACACUGCUCAAGGGCGUUAUGACUUUGUCUUGAUAAAUAAGCACAGCGUGUAGUACUGUGGCUCAUUUUAACAUAUACAAGUUCUAAUUUGCAAAUUGUAUCCCAAACAAAGGUCACAUACCAAGCAAAUCAUUUUGCGUCCAAACAGAACAUACACCAAGUUUGACUUAUUACGAAGUGGACAUAUACUGAGUUACCACUGUAUACAUUGAAGCUGUCUUUAACAGCUGAUAACAAUCAUGGCAAGAAAAUAAAGUGAACACCUUAAAAAGAGAAUAGAUUAAGGGAUGUUUGUGCUGCAGGUUCAUGUUCAUUAUUGUUGAGUAAGAUAUGAAAAAAUUGAAGUUAUAAGUGGCAUGUUUAGCAAUAUUAUCAAGUUGCUGACCUGAGAAUAAUUUUUAAUAUCUAUUGCCAUUAUGCACCUACUGGCAUUCUUAGACAAUCAGCAAUGCCUAACUAUGAAUUGGUACUUUUAAAAGAGACAUUUCUCAAAAAAAAAGUCUACUAUUAGCUUUGUAAAUCUUAUAACAUUUCAGAUGUUGGAGAUUAAGCAUACCAUUUUAGUUCAUCAUUAUUUUAGUAAUCAAGAAAAUAGGUUAUUCAACACUACCAAACCCAACCUUUAUUACAAUUGUAUCUAAUACAUGCAUUAAGUAAAAUUUUUGUAAGCUUGUUAAUAAUGUGUGUAUUUCUAUAUAAAUUAUCCAAUAAAAGUGUAACUCUG
Messenger RNA from Portunus trituberculatus (swimming crab), 4782 nucleotides. It is a transcript of the gene MED16, whose product is annotated as mediator of RNA polymerase II transcription subunit 16-like. The coding region runs from base 301 to 2838 and encodes 845 amino acids. Gene Ontology annotation, biological process: positive regulation of DNA-templated transcription. Lineage: Eukaryota; Metazoa; Arthropoda; Malacostraca; Decapoda; Portunidae. Gene Ontology annotation, cellular component: mediator complex. The transcript is spliced from 17 exons. The record is from RefSeq and is a predicted model, not a curated record.